This is a messenger RNA of Pangasianodon hypophthalmus (striped catfish), 3975 nucleotides long. RefSeq names its product kelch-like protein 29. Gene Ontology annotation, molecular function: protein binding. The coding region runs from base 538 to 3129 and encodes 863 amino acids. NCBI's taxonomy places the organism in Eukaryota, Metazoa, Chordata, Actinopteri, Siluriformes, Pangasiidae. The transcript is spliced from 15 exons. The record is from RefSeq and is a predicted model, not a curated record.
AGGAGCGGAGCCGGAGUUAAAGUAGCCGCGCACGGUGCGCGUGAGAGAUACGGAGCAAAGCUUUCUCGCUCGGGCAUCUCCAGGUUUCGGGCUGGGAGCGCCGCUCGCAUCCACCAACACCUCUGUACCUGCACUGUCAACUUCAGCACGGCGUCGUGAAAGACAGGCACGAGCCGCGCGCGACGGGAGACACUGACGCCGGAGAGCGUGCUAGCGUACUUUGUGCCGCGCAGUUAAACAGCACAAGGUACUGAAUGAAGAGCGCGCGCACAUCCGAGCGACGGAGCAAAACAAGGACGAGCGCAGAGGCUUCGGGAGCACUUCACGAGGAACACCUGGCUAUACUCAAAAGAUCUCAUUAGACUGUGAUGAGCAUCAUCAUCUUCCACAGACUCAAGGUUAAUGGAGCAUGAGCUGUAGCGGUGGGUGUGUAAAACGCGCCCGCUGGGCCUGAAGGGGCAUUGUGCAGCGCUGUGACCGGGGCCAGGCAGCUGUGGAAGGCAUUAGACAGUGCCACAUUGGCUCUGAAAGGAAGUGAUGUCGCGUCACCACCACCGGUUCGAGAGGGACUACCGGGGCGCGUGGGAGCGUCGCGACCGGCCUGCACCCCUCCACAACGGAGUGACCAGUAACGCCUGCACCCCCGCUGGCCCUACACUUGCUAAUGGAAACAACCGGCCUGGGCUUCUUCCUCUUCCCGUUAUCCCCUCCCUCCUGCCCACUCCGGUCACCAUUGCCGUGACGACGAGCAGUAACGAGCUGGGCGCCAAACGUGCAGGGGUGCCGGUUUCAGCUCCCACAGUGAAGCCUGCAGGCCUUUCCCCUGGUGAGAAUCAGACGCCUGCACUGCUCCUGGCUCCGGGGUUGAGGUGGGGCCAAACACCCAUCAACCAGUCCACGCCAUGGGAUACAGACGAGCCUCCAGUCAAACAGCACCGAGAGAACGACACCGCGGGCCCUCCAUGGGUGCCUCCGGUGGUUGCAGUGAGUCAGCCGAGUCUCUUAGCUCACUCAUACACGCUGCCUCAGCCUCCUGCCUACAGCCAGGGAGCUUCUGUCCAGUCGCCUGUCAUUGGCGUAACUCCUGCCAUCCAGACCCCAGUUCCCCCUCACCACCCGCUCAUGAGUGCGCACUUCCAAGUUCCUCCACACUCGUCCCAGCCUCCCGGCAGCCUGGUGCUCAGCCUGCAGAACCAGUCGCCUUACAGCACCAACCAGCCGCCCAUCACCCCCUCGCCCAUGCCAGCUGGAGGACACAGCGUAGUGGGCAACGGGCACCUGACUCACCCACUCAUGCAGCUGCCCGCUCUGCCUUCCGCUGCACUGCCACUGACCAACGGGCAGCCUUCGCCCGCCUCAGCCAAUCAGGAGGGACCGAACGGGCUGCAGAUGCUACGUACGGUGGGCAUGGGGAAGUACGAGUUCACAGAUCCUGGGCAUCCUAAAGAGAUGUUGAAGGAGCUGAACCAGCAACGCAGAGAGAAAGAAUUUACAGACCUGAAAAUUGUAGUUGAAGGCAAAGAGUUUGAAGUCCACCAAAAUGUUCUAGCUUCCUGCAGCUUGUAUUUCAAGGACCUGGUGAAAAGGUCCCUCGGGGAGACGGGUAGUGGAGAGAAGCUGGAGCUGCAGAUGACCAACAUCAGCGCUGAUGUGCUGGAGAUGCUCCUGGAGUUUGUGUACACUGGUUCACUCGUCAUCGACUCAGCCAAUGCCAAAACCCUGCUGGAGGCCGCCAACAAAUUCCAGUUCAACACAUUUUGCAAAGUCUGCGUGUCUUUCUUAGAGAAGCAGCUGACAGCAGGGAACUGCCUGGGGGUCCUGGCCAUGGCUGAGGCUAUGUGCUGUACAGAGCUACACAACAUGGCCAAGGCAUUUGCCCUGCAGAACUUCCCAGACGUGGCUAGCCAGGACGAGAUCCUCAGUAUCUCUAAAGAAGACCUGAUCAGCUACCUGUCCAACGAUAGCCUCAACACCAAGGCUGAGGAGCUCGUCUACGAGACUGUCAUCAAAUGGAUCAAGAGGGACCCAACCAACCGAGUACAGCACAUAUCGGAGUUGCUGGCAGUAGUGCGACUACCGUUUAUUCACCCAAGCUACCUGCUGAAUGUGGUGGACAACGAGGAGCUGAUCAAGUCGUCCGAGGCCUGCCGAGACCUAGUAAACGAGGCUAAGCGCUACCACAUGCUCCCUCAUGCACGCCAGGAGAUGCAGACUCCCCGCACCCGGCCAAGACUGUCGGCAGGAGUUGCAGAGGUGAUAGUGUUGGUCGGAGGGCGUCAGGCCAUCGGCAUGAACCAGCGCUCUCUCACUGCAGUCACCUGCUUCAACCCCCAGAACAGCAAGUGGUAUCCGCUCGCUAGCCUGCCUUUCUACGACCGCGAGUUCUUCAGUGUCAUCUCAGCAGGGGACAACAUUUAUCUGUCAGGUGGGACCGAGUCCGGGGUGACGGUGGCAGAUGUGUGGUGCUACAUGUCACUACUGGACAACUGGAACCUGGUGUCACGCAUGACUGUGACACGAUGCAGACACAACAGCCUGGUGUAUGAUGGGAAACUCUACACUAUCGGAGGACUCGGCAUGGCUGGGAACCUGGAUCAUGUAGAAAGGUAUGACACCAUCACUAACCAGUGGGAGACGGUGUCUCCACUGCCCAAACCAGUGCACUCAGCAGCAGCUACAGUUUGUGGAGGGAAGAUCUACGUGUUUGGAGGGGUGAACGAGGCCGGACGAUCAGCUGGAGUCUUACAGUCCUACGUACCCCAAACCAACACCUGGAGCUUCAUCGAGUCCCCGAUGAUUGAUAACAAGUACGCCCCUGCUGUGAGCCUCAACGGCUUCAUCUUCAUCCUCGGAGGAGCAUACGCCAGAGCCACCACCAUCUACGACCCGGACAAGGGCAACAUCAAAGCUGGGCCCAACAUGAACCAUUCCAGGCAAUUCUGCAGCGCUGUUGUCCUGGAUGGGAAAAUAUACACCACAGGAGGCAUCGUGAGCAGCGAGGGACCAGCGCUAGGCAACAUGGAGACCUUUGAUCCCUGCACUAACACAUGGACUCUCCUGCAAAAUCUGCCAUGCCCGCUCUUCAGACACGGCUGUGUGGUGAUCAAGAAGUACAUCCAGAGCGGCUGACAACUAGCACACACACAGCCACACUCCUCAAUGCACUGCAGGGAUCCAAGUCAAAGCACUACUCCCCAAACUCCAGCGGCUCUCCUGGGUGGAAUCGAGUGGAACUCCACUGCUCGACAAGUCCACAAUCUGGAAGGGAAGUGUAGAGUAGCGAACCCUCAUUCACGGCUCUCGUGACAUAUGAGUAAUAAGCAAGCAUUUUGAUAACUAACUACAAAAACUUGUUUUCUUUGACAGACAUUUGUAGUUGAUUUUUUUUUGUGCAUAUUCUUUUGAUGUUUUUUCGCCCUUCCAAUAACUAUCUGUCCGUAACAGCCCCACAGCAUUCUUUUUUUUUUUUUUUCCCAACGAGUGACUCGAGCUUAUGAAGAGAUGCUGAAAUCAAAGUCAUGGUUCAUCAGUUUCUGCUACUUAUCAGGUCUACCGGACAAGAGUUACUCCAUCGAUUCAGAGGAAUUGAGGAUGAGAUUCCAGGAUAUAUAAGGUAAUGUAAUAGUUUGACUUGAGGGUACUUCAGUGAAGCCUGCAUCUCCACAAGACAGCAUCACGGGUAUAAGGUAGCACCAAGUGGCCAACAGUAAGACUGAACGAACAUGGUGGAUUUGUUUUUCUCCCAAACAACGCCAAAGCACAAUCUACUUCUGAUUUUGGGGAAGACAUUGUACAUUUUGUUCCUCCGUUGUAAUCUGAAUCCAGCUGAAACAGGCUGUGGAUGGAGGAGUUUGGGGGGCUGAGGGUCCUGUAUCAUAGGGAAGGAAAUAUGUAUAUUUUAAAAUUGAAGGUAAUUCUGUAUAAAUGUUUUAAGAAACUUCGAUAGGUUGAAAAAAAAAAAAAAAAGACUGUAAA